CGGAAGCGGGCGGUCCUUCGGCUGACUGGAAAAUGUCAGCUGCUUGAUUGGGGACGGGUUUUCCUUUCCCCGGAACCCGCAGGCCUUCAGGUGACCGCCACCGCCGUCGCCAGGGAGCGUGGGUCCCAGACCCUGGACGGCUGUGGCGGACGCGGGGUUUCCCGGUCCUUCUGGACGCUGUCCGGGGAGAUCGGGCGGUGAGCCUGAGGGGGAGAGCUUGAGGCACUUUGGGGUCUGGGGCGGAGCGCGGGCGGAGAGAGAGGGACCCCGGAGACCCAGAGAGGCCGCCGCCGCGGGGCCCACGUCCCCGGCCGCGGAGUGGAGGCGGUGACCCGCUCCGCCGGCCAGGUGAGAGGUUGCGGCCGCGGGCGUCACACCUGCUCGCCCCGCUACCCGGAGCUGCGUUCUCCACCGGGGAGAGGGCUGCCCUUAGCACUAGGUCUGUGGACAGGAUCCUUUCUUCAUCUGUAAAAUAGGCACUGUGGCAAGCGACGCUCAUUUCACAGGCUUGGAGUCGGGGUCAAAUCGGAUAACGCGUGUGAAAGCGCUUUGUAGACGAAAGCGCGGUUUAGAAGAGAGGCGGCGGUUUAAUUUUAGGGCAGCAGGAGAUCACGGUGGUUCCUGUGUGCAGUGGCAACGCUGAGCAUCCCCUUGCAGCCUCGAGAAGGCUCAUACAUGCUAAAUAACAUGAGAAGAAAUAAGUUUACAGAUAUGAUCCAGGCCUGUAUGUGAAUUACUUUGGUUAAUCAGAGCAAAUAUUGAAUAAUGAGUGGUGCAGCUUUGGGACUCGAGAUUGUUUUUGUCUUUUUUCUGGCAUUAUUCCUACUUCAUCGAUAUGGAGACUUUAAGAAACAACAUAGACUUGUAAUUGUUGGAACACUGCUAGCUUGGUAUCUCUGCUUUCUAAUUGUCUUCAUACUGCCUCUGGAUGUUAGUACGACAAUAUACAACCGGUGCAAACAUGCUGCUGCAAACUCGAGCCCUACUGAGAGUAGCAACAUUACAGGAUUGUAUGCAGCUGCUACCCUGGUUCCAAGCCAGCAUCCGUGUUUCAAGCCAUGGAGUUAUAUUCCUGAUGGAAUCAUGCCAAUUUUCUGGAGGGUAGUAUAUUGGACAUCACAAUUUUUAACAUGGAUUCUGUUACCUUUUAUGCAGUCAUAUGCAAGAUCGGGAGGGUUUUCCAUUACUGGAAAGAUCAAAACUGCGCUGAUUGAGAAUGCAAUCUAUUAUGGCACCUACUUGCUGAUUUUUGGAGCGUUUUUAAUUUAUGUAGCUGUAAACCCACACUUGCACUUAGAAUGGAACCAGCUUCAGACAAUUGGGAUAGCUGCUGCAAAUACAUGGGGUCUUUUUCUUCUGGUGUUGUUGUUGGGGUAUGGCUUGGUAGAAAUCCCUCGGUCAUACUGGAAUGGAGCAAAAAGAGGUUAUCUACUUAUGAAAACUUAUUUUAAGGCAGCCAAAUUGAUGACGGAGAAAGCAGAUGCAGAAGAGACUUUAGAAGAUGUCAUGGAGUUCAGCGUCAUGAGAUAUCAUCUCCAUCUUCUAACCGACAGAGAUGCAGGGAGAAUAUAUUCAACAGUGCAGUGUUAUGCUUGUUGUCUUGAGGAAGUUCGUAAGGUGAAUGAGAGCAUCAAGUAUAACCACCCACUGAGAAAAUGUGUUGACACAAUACUUAAAAAGUGCCCUAUAGAGUAUCAGGAAAAAAUGGGUAGGAACAUGGAUGAUUAUGAAGAUUUUGAUGAAAAACAUAAUACCUAUCCAAGUGAAAAGAGUCUGGUAAAACUACAUAAACAGGUGAUUUAUUCAGUUCAGAGACACCGUCGAACUCAAGUACAAUGGCAGAUUCUUUUGGAACAAGCAUUUUAUCUAGAAGAUGUAGCAAAAAAUGAAACUAGUGCUACUUGUCAGUUUGUUCAUACCUUUCAAUCGCCGGAGCCAGAAAAUAGAUUUAUUCAAUAUUUUUAUAAUCCUACAGUUGAGUGGUACUGGGAAUGUCUUUUGCGACCGUGGUUUUAUAGGGUACUUGCUGUGGUGCUGUCCAUCUUCUCCGUGAUUGUUGUGUGGUCAGAGUGCACAUUCUUUAGCACUACACCUGUCUUAUCCCUCUUUGCAGUCUUCAUACAGCUGGCCGAAAAAACAUACAAUUAUAUUUAUAUUGAGAUUGCUUGCUUCCUCUCCAUCUUCUUCCUCAGUAUCUGUGUUUAUUCUACUGUGUUCAGGAUUCGUGUAUUUAACUAUUAUUACCUGGCUUCACAUCACCAGACUGAUGCUUACAGCCUUCUUUUCAGUGGCAUGUUAUUUUGCCGUUUGACUCCUCCUUUAUGUCUUAAUUUCUUGGGUUUGACCCAUAUGGAUUCAUCCAUCUCUCACCAGAAUACACAGCCAACUGCUUAUACAUCUAUUAUGGGUUCCAUGAAAGUUUUAUCCUUUAUUGCAGAUGGGUUCUAUAUAUAUUAUCCUAUGUUGGUGGUAAUUCUCUGCAUUGCUACUUAUUUUAGCUUGGGAACUCGUUGUUUGAAUCUACUUGGUUUCCAGCAGUUCAUGGGAGAUAAUGAUAUGACAUCAGACUUAGUUGAUGAAGGAAAAGAAUUAAUCAGACGAGAGAAGCGAAAAAGGCAACGGCAAGAAGAAGGUGAAAAUCGACGCAGAGAAUGGAAAGAACGUUAUGGACACAGUAGAGAAGAUUCCACUAGAAACAGAAAUGUUCAUAUUGACCCAAAAGAAUCAAACUUCUCAGAUAUUAGUACCAACCGAUCAUCCAAAUAUACCAGGGCUAAUAAUAGGACUGAAAGGGACCGAAUAGAACUCCUCCAAGAUGCAGAACCUUUGGAUUUUAAUGCAGAAACAUUCACUGAUGAUCCUCUUGAAUCUGAAUCAGGAAGGUAUCAGCCUGGUGGACGAUACCUCUCAAUGUCUCGCAGCAGAAUAUUUGAUGAUGUUUAAAAUCUGUAAGAAUAUAUGGAAUAACUAACCAAGAUCAACACAUAAGUUUGGUCUUUAUGAACAUCGGUAUGCCCUAGAAUUUACACUGAACUCUCAGUGAAAAGUGUCAGGAUAAAAAAGGCACUAAAAAUUAAUGGGAUCUUAGUCAUAAUAGUUUAUUGUUCAUUGAAUAGAGUAUCAUCUUUUCUAAUAAGGUUUGUUACAUACCAUUCCUGAAGUGUCUGCCUUAGAAGUACAGUUACAGUGGAAGGAUUUAAUUCAUGAUUAAAAUCAGUAUAUGUUGAAAACAUGUAGUUCAGUUUGUUUCAGAUAAAUUUUUUUCAGGAACGUUGUUUCAAAGGUCCAAGGAAGCCAUAAGUUAUAACUGAACAAUAUACACUUUUAUUAUUGUGAUUUACAUUUUUGCUGUUUCUAAAGAGUAUGUUGAUCCUUUAUUUCUCAAAGAGAUGGGCACCUCAAUAACAACCAUAUUUACAAAACCCAUGUCUUAAAACACGGCUUACUUACCAGACAUAACUGAAUGUAGAAAGCUCUUUUUCAAUGCUGUAUGCAAAUUAGUUAGGUUUUUGCAUGUAUAAUUAAGAUUAUCCUACAACUGAUAGUGUUUGUAUCUUCAGCAUGUGUACUAUAAUCAGGUGAUAUAUUCUUUCAGUCUUUGGUGAUAACUAGAAAUUGUCUUAUGCUUUUGGUAUGGCUUUGUAAAACAUUUUCAUUUCAAAGAGAGGUGUUCACCUUUGUCAUUUAGCAUAUUGAUUUGAGUUGAUUAUUCCAUUCAAGGAGAAUCGUAAUUAUUAAUGGUAAAUAGUGGGGUUUUUUAAUAACCAAAGAGUCCCACAAAAUUCUCUGCUUUUGAAAGGUGCCUGUUUAUUCCUUUUGAAAAACAAUAUCUGGUUAUUCAAAGGUAAAAAGUCAAUCUAUUUACUGUUAUUACUAACAGUUAAAUUAUGGUUUAUAGAAAACAGAAAACUAGUUUAGAAUGGAGAUGUGUAGUAACUUGUUGGUUAAACAUGUUAUUAUUUAAAAUUGAAUUUUUUAAACUUUGUGUUUAAGCCAAAGUUAGGUAUUAUAUUUUAAAUCAUCAGUGUUUUAUUGCACAGUGACUAUAGUUGAGCACAACGUGUUUGCAGAGAGUUAUGUCCCUGAAAUAUUUGCAACUCUGAGAAUCCAUACCUUGGAUUCACCCAGUGGUGACUGUACUUGAGCUUGCCCAUGGCUGUCUUAGUUUAACACCUAUUAUCCCGUGUAACUUUUUUUUUUUUUUUUUUUUUUGCGGUACGCGGGCCUCUCACUGUUGUGGCCUCUCCCGUUGCGGAGCACAGGCUCCGGAAGCACAGGCCCAGCGGCCAUGUUUCAUGGGCCCAGUCACUCCGCAGCAUGUGGGAUCCUCCUGGACCGGGGCACGAACCCGUGUCCCCUGCAUCGGCAGGCGGACCCUCAACCACUGCGCCACCAGGGAAGCCCCCAUGUAACUUUUAGUAGUGGCCCAGUUUGAAGAUGAAUUAUAUAGUCGAAUUUGAUUAUAUAUUUCUUGAGGGUAGUUUUUCCCUGAAUCAUAAUUUUAAAUGUUUUAUUUUCCUCUUUUUGUAAUGUUAUCAUUUAAUUUUUUUAAAAGCCACAGUUUUAUGCAGAUACUGAGAGGAAUAGUGUAUCAUCCUAAUUAUCUGAUUUUCUUAAAUUUUUAUGAACUUUGAGAUUAGAUCCCUUUUAAAAUAAUUAUCAAUGGAUAGAUUUUACUCUCAAUGGAAGAUUAUAUAGACUGCUUAUUUAAGAACACACACACACACAGCCUUUUAUUGUGAAGCAUGGUUAUAGAGCAGUAGGCCAGGAGCAGAGAUAAUUUAACACUGUUUGAAAUUUCAUGAUUUACCAUUGAAACCUUGGGCAAAUCAUGUAACCAUUCAGCGCCUCAAUUUCUUCAUUUUCAAGAUGAAGAGGACUCUUGCUAUUUACCUACUGAUCUACCUCACAAAGCUAUUGUGAGGGUAUUGAGUUGAUGUUUAUAUGGUGGCGUUUAAAAAGACAAAAUAAGUUGUUAGCUGUGCUGGUUUUGUUAUUUGAAAAUAGUGGAUGGGAAAAGGAUCACUCCAGGAAGGGGUCCAGUUUCUUAUUACUACAGAGAAGCUUACAAGUUCCCAGAGCAAAAGCUCUUUUGGGAACAAUUAAUCAAAAUCCUUUGAAAAUAAUAUUGUUUUAUUAUUCAGUCUUUGGGUUUACUUUGGAAUAUUUUCCUUAAGUAUAAUGUUGUUUCUCAUCAGGUUUUAUCAUGAAACUCAGAUGCUAUUGUAGAAAUUAGAAGCAGAAGAAGAGAAGAAAUGAUCCAGUUACUUUUAUAACUUAUAAUACCCUAAGAUAUAUUGAUAGAAAUAAGUAAAGGAAUGUACUACUUUAUUUUAUUGUUACAUUUUUUAUGAUUAUAAUAACUUUUGAGUUAUUUCCAGAAUAUUUUUUUUGUUUUUUAAGUGAUCCAGAGUAUUCAACUUUUUAAGCAGAAUUUAUCUUACAGGAUUUCAUAUAUGAUCAUAUAGGAAGGUUACCUAGCUAGGUAAAUUUGUGUUUAGAAGGUAAUGAUUUAACCCCUGGGGUUAAAUCAUUCAUUGCUGGGGAAGUUCAUUGCUGGGGAAGUGAGUUAAUGUUCAUUAAGCCACCUUGUAAAAAACUGCAAAAAACUUGCAAAACGUUACUACUAGAUUCAUACACUACAUGCAAAGUACAUUUCUUGAAGAAUUACUUCUGGUAAUUACCUUUUGAGGUGUUUCUUACAUAAUAAUAGAUAACUGGUUAAAUUUUCUAAAUUAUUUUUCUAAAUAAUGUUAGGUAAGGAUAUUCUAAGCCAGUAGUUCAAAAUAACCAUUGCAGAAAAUAACAAUAAUCUAUUAAUUUCAUGAAUCUGUAAGUUGCUAAUUAACUUUUGUUACUACAUCAGUAAUUUCUUAUUGUCAAUAGAGCACUUUUGUAAAAUCAUUAUUAAAAUAAGCCUAAUUAUUAGAAUUUGUUCUCUUACCAAAUGAACGCAGGGGCUUUGGAAUAAUUUCAUCAUACAAGAGGCCCUCAUUUCACAAGAGUGGUAAGGGCUAAAUCAGAACAUUCAAGGGUUUUUCAUUUAUAAAGAAUAGAUCAGAGAGUUCGACAAUCGAAACUUUCUUUAAAAAAAUGCUGCCAAUUGAUUUGUUUUUGGAUACUACUAUUUGAUUAGAUUAUCAGUUCUUAAAUUUAUGCUGGUUGUGUGCCCAAAUUAAAUGUGGAUAGGAAAGUCAGUGUGAGUGUUUUUUAAGUACAUUUUAGAAUAUCAAUGAAGGGAUUCAUUGAUGUACAAUAGCAAACCUCAUUUUUUUAUACUUUUAGUAGAUUUAGAGAAUGUUCUUGAUUUUUUUGUUGAUUACUAUUUUAAAGGAAAAAUAAGCUCUCCAUAAUUAUAAUUCACACUGUUCAGUAAUGUGAGUUUUAUACUUGUGAUUUGUGUGGGCAAUGCCUGAAAAAUCACAGGGAUAAAUAUAUUUGCACUAAGAGGCAAAACAUGUCCCUGAAAAAUCUUAACAUACUUGAAUCUCCAAAAUACAAUGGAUUGUAUUGUAUUAAAUUCUAAAUGUUGAGAAGUAAAUGAAUUUAGAGUUUUAUCUUUCCUUUCUUUUCUUCCUUCUCCCCUUCAUUCCUUCUAUACCUUCCUUCCUCUCUGAAGCCUCUCUGUAUAGUAUGACUUCUAAUAUGCUGACAGAUUUUUUUUCUGUUUGUUCUUUGUGUACAGUUGUUUUUGAUGAUCAGUACACUCAGAAGGUUCUUACUACAGAUCCCACUACUUGAAUAGCAGUAUUGCACUUAAAGUAGUGAAACAGAUUUUGCUAGACAACUAAGCAACAUCUGAAUGUAAAUGUGAUGGAUGCUAGCUCAGUGUGUUGUCUUUUUCGCCACUAAGUAGGACACUUCAGUAAAAUGAAUUAUUCUCAGUGUAAAUGUGUUAGCAUAAAAUUAGACUUCCAAAACCAGUAAUUGUUAAAAACAAAACAAGCAAACAGACCCAAAACAUUAAGAACCUUGAGGCCUCUUUUUAUGAAAAGGAGUUCGUAAAUAAUAUACAUCAUUGUCAAAGUUUUCAUUAAAGAGAGGUUGAAACAAUAUGAGAGGGUUACAGGAAGCCUUCUGAAUUGUGAAUUCCCUUUGUGUGGGGUACUUCUUUCCAACUCAGUGACUUUUUUCCUGCUCAGAGACCUGGAAGACUAGGCAGUGUUAUCCCCUGUACUAACUCCUGGAGACCAGGUCCUGUGAGCCAUCUCCACGAUCAGAGCAGCCACUAGCCCUGCCCCAUCCCCAGUCACAUUGCAAUGGGAACAUACCCUCACGUCUAAUUCCUUUCAUGUUCAGCCUGGUUUUCCUAACAUUUUAUUUUCACUUUCAAAAAAUUUGUCCAUUGAGAUUGAUCACAAUUUUAAAUUUGUUAAUAAAGCAAGAAUAUUGGCAUGUUCCUCUUCUCAUAGAUAUCCUAAAAUACUUUUGUUUUUAACAUACUUCCUGGUGAGAAUUAACCUUUUUUCCUGUGAAAAUCUUUUCUUUUGUGAUUAUCCUGAUCUCACAUCAUUUUGCAAAAGGAGAUUUUUACUGUACUUAGUGCAAAAGAGUAGAAAGAAUGGUUUACUGUGACAGACAUAUGGAGAAUAAAGUCAUAAUUUGUUCAUCUGACUGUACAACACCAUUUUGAGUUGAUAUUAUUGACAUAAAUCUUAUCAACCUAAUCACUUAGAGCUGUAUUUCUCAAAAGAAUGCUGGCUAGCAUCUUCCCUACUUAGUACACCAAAUUGUAGGGGAGAGACUUUUUUUUUUUUUUUUCAAAGCAAUCCAAUGGAUUUGUUUUUGUCCAUAUUUUGAACACAACUUGAAGGAUUUUUCUCAUUUAGAAGACAGAGAACAUGUGGACCUGUCUUUUAAAUUACUGUAAUCUAAUAUAUAUGUUUAUAAAUUAUAGCAUUGAAAAAAGAGCUCUAAUAUUGAUGUUGUUACCUUCUGGUAUUUAAUUUUUAUAAAAUGUUUUUGUAAGUAACUAAUUGUAGUAUUGCUUUUAAGUAGUUUAAAAAUCUUUCUCAAAUAAGUUCUGACCAGAACCUAUUUCCUUAGGGCAAUACUCUAAAGUUCAGUAGUCCAGUAUGAGUUUGAAAUACUCCUACAUCUCUUCAGUAUCUUUUUAUAUAUACCAGUACCCAAGCAAAGUAUACCAAAUGCCUAAUUUCUGUGUUGCAUUAAUAAAGUACUUGUUAUUUAUCUAAUUCAGUGGAUUAGGUGAAAUAGAAGAUAAGUCUUUCAAAAGUGCAUCUGAUCAUAAUUUACAAAAUGUUCAUUAUGUUCACUCUUGGUGCAUGACGCCAAUUUAUCUUUAAUCAGCUACUACUACCUGCUAUGUAAUAGCACAUGUUUUCCUUUCUGACUAAUGGGUUGUAGAUGUAACUAUUUUUCUCUGCAGAUUCUCACUAAAUAUGUAUUUGAACAAACCUGCAAAGUGCUACCUAUAAGUAAGUUAGCAUCUUUGGCCUUAUCUAUGCAUAAUGUUCUCUUAGUUUGGUUUUGACAAACUCAUGGACUUGGAAUUGCUUUGUAGUAUUUUAACUUAUUGCGAUGUAAUGAAUUUUUUGAAAUGUUUAUUUGAUUAGCUGUUAAA
Messenger RNA from Mesoplodon densirostris (Blainville's beaked whale), 8584 nucleotides. RefSeq names its product LMBR1 domain containing 2 (gene LMBRD2). Lineage: Eukaryota; Metazoa; Chordata; Mammalia; Artiodactyla; Ziphiidae. Gene Ontology annotation, biological process: adrenergic receptor signaling pathway. The record is from RefSeq and is a predicted model, not a curated record. Bases 766 to 2943 code for a protein of 725 amino acids. Gene Ontology annotation, cellular component: membrane. The transcript is spliced from 19 exons.